AUGUGGACAGCCAGCCGUAUCAGUGAAAUACAAACUCUGACUGAUAUUCGUGAUUGGUACCAUGUGGACUCUGGAAACAAUGUUGCCGAUGAUGCGUCACGCGGUCUUAACCCAUCUGAAAUGGGAAAGGAUUACAGAUGGCAAAAAGGUCCAGACUUCAUGAAGAAGGACAUCAACGAAUGGCCAGUCAAACAUUCAAAUGAAGUUCAUGCGAAAAAAGAAGAUCUGGACAUAAGAAUAAAAGAUCCACGGAUGACCAUUGGAAGAUGCAAGUCACUAUGUGUCCAGAUUGAUGGUGGAACAAAUGAAGAUUAUUCAGCUCAGCAGUCGCUUCCGUCAGAUGUGGAACAUAAACUAAAGUCACUGAACCCAAUACUGGACGCCGACGGUGUGUGGAGAGCACUAGGUCGUACUGGUGCUGCUCUAUCAAACCCGCCUGCGAUUAUACCAUACUCUGAACCCUUUGCAGAGAUCUUGGUGCGUAAAUGUCACCAACCGCAGCACUCUGGUGCGGAUACUACUCUUGCCCUAGUACGUGAGCAGUUCUGGAUCCUCAACGGUAAACGGUUCGUCAGCAAAGUUGUGUCGCAGUGCCCAUAUUGUCGCUUUUUACGGAAGAAGAUCGCCCAAGUAGAGAUCGCUCCUCGUAAGGUGGAACAACUCGUGCGAUCACCAGUAUUCGAGCAUGUGGUCAUUGACAUAGCUGGUCCGUUCAAUACCAUCGCAGAUCGCCGCGAGACGAGAAAUUACCAGGUUUUGAUGCUUUCACUAGAAUCCGCGGAAAAACCCACGUCUGUGACUGCAGAUCUUGGUUCGCAAAUCCGUGGUGCUGCAAAUGUCAUGGAGAGCCUUUGGAACCAUACCAAGAUAGCAAAGAUUCAGACAAAUCCCGAAACAACAACCUGGCACUUCGUACCAUCUGGAGCUCAUUCGUCAGUUGGACAAGCUGAGAGGAUGAUCAGAACUGUGAAGAAUACUCUAGAAGCUGUCACUGCUUCGAGAAAACCUGAAUUUACCAAGUUGCGUUUGCAGAGACUAAUGUAG
This is a messenger RNA of Macrobrachium nipponense, 1044 nucleotides long. RefSeq lists its product as uncharacterized. NCBI's taxonomy places the organism in Eukaryota, Metazoa, Arthropoda, Malacostraca, Decapoda, Palaemonidae. The coding region runs from base 1 to 1044 and encodes 347 amino acids. The transcript has 3 exons. Gene Ontology annotation, molecular function: nucleic acid binding. The record is from RefSeq and is a predicted model, not a curated record.